AUGGCUGGCCUCUUCUCACCCGGUGUCAAUCAGUCCAAGCCUGGAACUGGAUUGACAACACCCCUCUCUCCACCGACCCCGCCCCCUCUUCCGUUGUGCUGCACGUAUUGUUUUCGUCUCUUUGUUGGAGGAGACAAAGACCUGGCAGACGGCGGACAGCCCGUGGCCCAAGGCAUCGGAGAAUUGAUGAUGGCAUUCUGCCUUCGAUCCAUAGUUCUGGAAGACGCGGGUGGAUGCGCCCAGAGCAGGCCCGGGUCCAAUCUGCAAUAUGCCACUAUCGCCAUCUCAUCUAUCGCUUUGGACAUUGGGGUCGAGGUCGAGGAUGAGGGCGCGCUCGUCGCCGUCGCCGUCGGCCAAGUGUCCGGUGCUGCCGCCUCGCUCGACAAGCUGACCCAUGGCGAGGAGGCAAAGUUGUGUCUGGUCUCAGGGCGCGUGCGCGUGUGUCCACAUGAUGAAUUGUUGGCGUUGAGCUCGAACGAUGCAGCAUCUAUACGGUGCGGAUUGGGGUCGAGAUGCACCGUAUAG
Molecule: messenger RNA, 525 nt
Organism: Clonostachys byssicola
Lineage: Eukaryota; Fungi; Ascomycota; Sordariomycetes; Hypocreales; Bionectriaceae
Source: the annotation of a GenBank genome assembly